ACGUCUGCCCAAGAAGAAUGAUCAGCGCUGAGCUGUUGCAAGACUGGAUAGUUUGUAUUGGUUCCCAGAAAUCAGACUUAUCACUUGGUUCCCAGAAAGUAUGUUUCUUCCUAUUUGGGCACAUACAAUUGGUUCUAUAGAAGUGUAUGCUUGCGCCAACCAGGUCUUAAACUCAAGACCUCUUAGCUCCGAUACCAUGUAGAAGUGCAUGCUCUAGCCAAUGCAACCAAAAGACCGAUCUGUGGGAGAAGAUGGCUCCUAGGGAGGAGGGAGAUGAAGAUGAGUUUCAAAUUGUGUCAAGUGCCCAUCACGCUAGACCGAACUCAGUGGUCAAUUGAUGCUCUAUUAUGGUGUUAGGAAUGCUCAUGUUGUCAGGAGUUCCCGGACGGCAAAGGGGGGAGCAUCCAAGAUGAUUUUUAUCAAUUGGGCAGUGACUUAACUCUCAAGCGCCAGCUAGCUAGAUAGUUACGUGAUGCACUAACUCGUUUUGUAGAGGUACACAGGCCACCACGCUGGCUUCCAUUUUCCUCACAAUUCACAAGCCACAUUGACAACACGUCUCCUCCAAAAUUCCUGAUCAAGCUCGCUCGUGCUCCCCCGAAUCCUACCCCCACCCAUCCAAAAGCUUCAAGAUCUCACAGAAAUCUCCCAACUCCCGUUUAUCAGAGUAGAUCCUGCCUACAGCCCCACCCACUCACCUGUUCGGCGCCGGCCGCCAUAACUUCACCGGAGUCGCCUCCUGCUUCUGUGCCGCGUCGCCGGCACAGACAAAGCUCUGAAUCUGCUGCUGCUGCUGCUGCUACCGCCGAUACAAUGCUGGAGCUGGUGCCGACGUGCCUGUGAGGACCACGUCUUCCUCGCUGCUGCUGCUGCUGCGUUGCUGGUCUUGGGUGCAGAUCAGGGGCAAGCUCGUGAAGUGCACCUGUGUUAGAGGAGUUUCUUCCGAGUGUUCCAAUGGCAGAGCGGGUGGUCACCAUGGCGAUCGGGCCACUGGUGUCCAUGCUGAAGGACAAGGCGUCCAGCUACCUCCUGGACCAGUACAAGGUCAUGGAGGGAAUGGAGGAGCAGCACAAGAUUCUCAAACGCAAGCUUCCGGCCAUCCUCGACGUCAUCACCGAUGUCGAGGAGCAGGCCAUGGCACAGAGAGAAGGUGCCAAAGCCUGGCUUCAGGAGCUCAGGACAGUCGCCUAUGUGGCAAAUGAAGUCUUCGACGAAUUCAAGUACGAAGCCCUACGCCGUGAAGCCAAGAAGAAUGGGCACUACAUAAAGCUCGGCUUCGAUGUAAUUAAACUCUUCCCUACUCACAACCGUGUUGCGUUCCGUUACAAAAUGGGUCGCAAGCUUUGCCUGAUUCUGCAAGCCGUUGAGGUCCUCAUAGCAGAGAUGCAGGUCUUUGGGUUCAAGUACCAACCACAGCCACCGGUGUCCAAAGAGUGGAGGCAUACAGAUUAUGUUAGCAUUGACCCACAAGAAAUUGCCAGCAGAUCCAGACACGAAGAUAAGAAGAACAUUAUUGGUAUACUAGUUGAUGAAGCUAGCAAUGCAGAUCUCACAGUUGUUCCUGUGGUUGCAAUGGGGGGCCUUGGCAAGACCACAUUAGCGCAACUCAUAUACAAUGAUCCUGAAAUUCAGAAGCAUUUCCAGUUGCUGCUCUGGGUUUGUGUCUCUGAUACCUUUGAUGUGAACUCCCUGGCCAAGAGUAUAGUUGAAGCAUCCCCCAAUAAGAAUGUUGAUACAGACAAACCACCAUUGGAUAGACUUCAAAAACUGGUCAGCGGACAGCGGUAUCUCCUUGUAUUGGAUGAUGUUUGGGACAACAAAGAGUUACGUAAGUGGGAAAGGCUGAAGGUAUGUCUCCAGCAUGGUGGCAUGGGCAGUGCAGUGUUGACAACAACUCGUGAUAAACGAGUUUCUGAAAUUAUGGGUGCAGAUAGAGCUGCCUACAAUCUCAAUGCUUUGGAGGAUCACUUCAUAAAGGAAAUUAUUGAGGCUAGAGCGUUCAGUUCAAAGAAAGAAAAGCCUAUUGAACUAGUGGAGGUAGUUGACGAGAUUGUGAAGAGAUGUUGUGGCUCUCCAUUAGCUGCAACGGCACUGGGCUCUGUACUUUGUACCAAGACCAGUGUGAAAGAAUGGAAAGCUGUAUCAUCUGGAACCAGCGUUUGCACUGAUGAAACUGGAAUUUUGCCAAUACUCAAGCUUAGCUACAACGACUUGCCCGCACACAUGAAGCAGUGCUUUGCUUUCUGUGCUGUGUUUCCCAAGGAUUACAAGAUCAAUGUGGAGAAGCUUAUCCAACUAUGGAUUGCAAACGGCUUUAUCCUAGAAUACAAGGAAGAUAGUCCCGAAACAUUUGGAAAACAUAUUUUCGAUGAGCUUGUCUCAAGGUCAUUCUUUCUGGACCUAGAGGAAAGUAAGGACUACAGCGGGUAUUAUUCCAGCACAUGUAAAAUUCAUGAUCUUAUGCAUGAUAUUGCAAUGUCUGUUAUGGAAAAGGAAUGUGUUGUUGCAACUAUGGAACCAAGUGAAAUUGAGUGGCUUCCAGAUACUGCUCGGCAUUUGUUCUUGUCAUGUGAAGAAGCAGAACGUAUUUUGAAUGAUUCUAUGCAGGAAAGAUCCCCUGCUAUUCAAACAUUGCUAUGCAAUAGUGAUGUGUUCAGCCCAUUGCAGCAUCUAUCAAAAUACAACACUUUGCAUGCCUUGAAGCUCUGUCUGGGAACAGAAUCAUUUCUACUCAAACCAAAGUAUCUGCAUCACCUGAGGUACCUUGAUCUCUCAGAAAGUUCUAUCAAAGCACUUCCUGAGGAUAUAAGUAUUCUAUAUAACCUGCAAGUGUUGGACCUUUCCUACUGUAAUUAUCUUGAUCGACUUCCAAGGCAAAUGAAGUAUAUGACUUCCCUCUGCCACCUCUACACUCAUGGAUGUCGGAACUUGAAGAGCAUGCCUCCAGGACUUGAAAAUCUCACUAAGCUGCAGACACUCACAGUUUUUGUAGCAGGAGUUCCUGGCCCUGAUUGCGCUGAUGUUGGAGAGCUGCAUGGUCUAAACAUUGGUGGUCGGCUAGAGCUAUGCCAGGUAGAGAAUGUUGAAAAAGCAGAAGCAGAAGUGGCAAACCUUGGUGGUCAGCUAGAGCUGCAGCAUUUAAACCUUGGUGAUCAGCUAGAGCUACGCCGGGUAGAGAAUGUUAAAAAAGCAGAGGCAAAAGUGGCGAAUCUUGGAAACAAGAAGGAUCUCCGUGAACUGACAUUAAGAUGGACUGAGGUUGGCGACAGCAAGGUGCUCGACAAGUUCGAACCUCAUGGUGGGCUGCAGGUUCUGAAGAUAUAUAAAUAUGGAGGGAAGUGUAUGGGUAUGUUGCAAAACAUGGUUGAGAUCCAUCUUUCUGGUUGUGAAAGAUUGCAGGUUUUGUUCAGUUGUGGUACAUCCUUCACGUUUCCAAAACUGAAGGUGCUUACACUAGAGCAUUUAUUGGAUUUUGAGAGAUGGUGGGAAAUAAAUGAGGCACAAGAAGAACAGAUAAUAUUUCCUCUGCUUGAGAAGUUGUUUAUUCGGCAUUGUGGAAAGCUGAUAGCAUUACCUGAAGCACCAUUGCUUGGAGAACCAAGUCGUGGAGGUAAUAGACUGGUAUGCACACCAUUUUCUCUGCUUGAGAACUUGUUUAUUUGGUAUUGUGGAAAGCUGGUACCAUUGCGUGAAGCACCACUGGUUCAUGAAAGUUGUAGUGGAGGUUAUAGGUUGGUACAGUCAGCAUUUCCUGCUCUAAAGGUACUUGCAUUGGAAGACUUGGGGAGUUUUCAGAAAUGGGAUGCUGCUGUCGAAGGAGAACCGAUAUUGUUUCCUCAGCUUGAGACACUAUCAGUUCAGAAAUGCCCAAAGCUAGUAGAUUUACCCGAAGCACCAAAACUCAGUGUACUAGUAAUUGAAGAUGGCAAGCAAGAGGUGUUCCAUUUUGUAGACAGGUAUUUAUCUUCAUUGACCAAUCUGACACUGAGGCUAGAACACAGAGAAACAACAUCAGAGGCUGAAUGCACUUCAAUUGUACCUGUGGACAGCAAAGAGAAAUGGAACCAGAAAUCCCCUCUUACAGUUCUGGAGUUAGGAUGCUGCAACUCAUUCUUUGGACCAGGUGCACUAGAGCCGUGGGACUAUUUUGUACACCUUGAAAAGUUGGAAAUUGAUAGAUGUGAUGUGCUCGUCCACUGGCCAGAGAAUGUGUUCCAAAGCUUGGUAUCCUUGAGGACAUUACUGAUUAGAAACUGCAAAAAUCUGACUGGAUAUGCACAAGCUCCUCUUGAGCCGUUGGCGUCUGAAAGGAGUCAGCACCCGAGAGGUCUGGAGUCUCUUUGCUUAAGAAACUGCCCAAGUUUAGUAGAGAUGUUCAACGUCCCGGCAUCUCUCAAGAAAAUGACUAUUGGUGGGUGCAUUAAGCUUGAGUCCAUAUUCGGCAAGCAACAGGGCAUGGCAGAGUUAGUCCAAGUAUCUUCUAGCAGUGAGGCAAUCAUGCCUGCAACUGUAUCAGAGUUGCCAUCCACACCCAUGAAUCACUUUUGUCCAUGCCUAGAAGAUCUAUGCUUAUCAGCAUGUGGAAGCUUACCAGCGGUUCUAAAUCUGCCUCCAUCCUUAAAGACCUUAGAAAUGGAUCGUUGUAGUAGUAUUCAAGUCCUAUCAUGCCAGCUGGGUGGGCUCCAGAAACCAGAAGCCACUACCUCCAGAAGCAGAAGUCCUAUCAUGCCACAGCCACUAGCAGCAGCAACAGCACCAGCUGCAAGAGAGCAUUUACUUCCUCCCCAUCUCGAAUAUCUAACAAUACUGAACUGUGCUGGCAUGUUGGGUGGGACUCUCCGUCUGCCUGCACCCCUCAAGAGACUGUUCAUUAUGGGCAACAGUGGGCUGACAUCGCUGGAGUGUCUGUCGGGAGAGCACCCCCCAUCGCUGGAAUCCCUUUGGCUUGAAAGAUGCAGUACCCUGGCAUCCCUGCCGAAUGAGCCGCAAGUAUACAGGUCUCUCUGGUCUCUUGAAAUUACAGGCUGCCCUGCUAUAAAGAAGCUCCCUAGAUGCCUGCAGCAGCAACUGGGCAGCAUCAAACGCAAAUGGCUAGAUGCCCGUUAUGAAGUAACGGAAUUCAAACCAUUGAAACCGAAGACAUGGAAGGAAAUACCGAGGCUAGUCCGUGAGCGGAGGCAGGCCUGCCGGAGCUGAAGCUGAAGGUCAUUCAGCUUCUAUUCAAUGACAGGCCUGAUCCCUGAUUGUUGCACUGCUCUGCUAGGGGAAUGGCCUGUGAUUGCUUCUACAAGACAACUGUGCCGCAGUCGCUCUCCAUCGAGAACUUCUUGGAUGAUGAUAACAAGAUGAAUUUUUUUUACCCCAACAUUUAUACAAGGUUCAAUAAUUUUUAUCCACUCAGACAUGGAUUUUUUUAUCAACCACUCAGACAUGGAUUUUACCAAUAACCAGCAAAGCAGCAGCAGGUGAUUUUUUUAUCCCGCAAAAA
Molecule: messenger RNA, 5488 nt
Organism: Triticum aestivum (bread wheat)
Lineage: Eukaryota; Viridiplantae; Streptophyta; Magnoliopsida; Poales; Poaceae
Product: putative disease resistance protein RGA4
Exons: 6
Coding region: 955-5196 (1413 amino acids)
Molecular function (GO): ADP binding
Source: RefSeq, a predicted model, not a curated record